This is a messenger RNA of Andrographis paniculata, 1228 nucleotides long. RefSeq names its product cytosolic sulfotransferase 12-like. Gene Ontology annotation, molecular function: sulfotransferase activity. The transcript is spliced from 2 exons. NCBI's taxonomy places the organism in Eukaryota, Viridiplantae, Streptophyta, Magnoliopsida, Lamiales, Acanthaceae. Gene Ontology annotation, cellular component: cytoplasm. The coding region runs from base 161 to 1156 and encodes 331 amino acids. Gene Ontology annotation, biological process: sulfation. The record is from RefSeq and is a predicted model, not a curated record.
AACAAAGAAAAAAAAGGAAAAAAGCAAGAGUAUUUGUUCUCCACUUUGUGUAACUUUAAAAUUGAGUAUUGAAAUGAUCCCUUAAAAAUGAUCUCCACUUUGUGUAACUUUAAAAUUGAGUAUUGGUUCCCUAGUGUGACUUUUUCGUCGGAUUUGGUUUAUGAUUUGCAGGGUAUUAGAUUCGGUCGGAGUUUAUCCAGUGUACAACGUUAAGAUAUUAUUAAUGGCACACGAUUCGGAGAAAUCGCUACUCUCAAAUGACGUCGAAUUAUUACCAAAAACGCGUUUCUGGGAAUCCCUAGAAAUCGUCCGUUGGGAAGGUUUCUGGUUCCCUUCUCAUGUCGUCAAACCGGCGAUGAAAUUCCGGUCCACCUUCGCCGCCGGAGACGGCGACGUUCUCCUCACCUCCGCCAUGAAAACCGGCACCACGUGGCUCAAAUCCCUCGCCCUCUCCUGCACCCAACGCGGCGGCGACGGCGACGGCGACGGCCUCGCCGGCAACCACCCUCACGUCCUCGUCCCGACCGUCGAAGCCGUCGAUUACUACAACGAAGCCCUCGAAUUCGACAUCUACGACGCGCCGGCGCCGCGAUUGCUUCACACGCACCUCCCUUACUCCCUACUCCCCGAUUCCGUCAAGACAUCCUCGUCCUCCAUGAAAAUUGUGUACCUCGCCCGGAACCCUAAAGAUACCCUAAUUUCCACGUGGCAUUUUUACAACUCAAUUCUACGGCCAAUCCCGAUCGAUAAGGCCGUCGAUUCCUUCUGCUCCGGUUUCUGUAACUACGGGUCGUUCUUCGACCACGUGGCGGAGUACUGGAUCGAGAGCCGGAAACGGCCUGAGAAGAUCCUGUUUCUCAAGUACGAGGAGCUGAAGAGCAAUCCGAAAGCGGAGGUUUCGAAAAUGGCGGAAUUCAUGGGAAAGACGUUGGGGAGUGAGGAUGAGGUGGAGAAGAUUAUGUGGAGAUGCAGCUUGGAGAGAUUAAGGAAUCUUGAGGUGAAUAAGAAAGAAUCCGCAAUAAAGAACGUUCCUAACGGGUCGUUCUUUAGGAAAGGAGAAGUCGGGAAUUGGAAGGAUUACUUAACGCCUGAAAUGGCAGAAAGAAUCGACCAAAUAACAAGGCACAAACUUGAGGGGAUAGGGCUCUUUCUUUGAUUUCGAUGAUAUCGAAACUUGUUGAGAAAUGACAAUGAGUGUGUCUCAAUGUGAUUUCAAAUUGAAAUCAUU